This is a messenger RNA of Sardina pilchardus (European sardine), 2735 nucleotides long. RefSeq lists its product as uncharacterized. NCBI's taxonomy places the organism in Eukaryota, Metazoa, Chordata, Actinopteri, Clupeiformes, Clupeidae. The transcript is spliced from 6 exons. The coding region runs from base 145 to 2469 and encodes 774 amino acids. The record is from RefSeq and is a predicted model, not a curated record.
GUUUUGUUUUGUUUUUGGCGGGAGAUAUUUAGACAUUUGGAACGUUUUGAAUCAACCUUGUACCAUGUGAUGUAACCUUUGGGAAAUGUUUCUAAGUGAUAAGUACAACGUUAUUUGUAAUGAGAAAGAUACUGACUGACAGUCAUGUCUGCUUUGACACUGUUUGACGGCGAGCACCAUGAAACAUCACAACAUAAUAUCACUCGUCGCAUGCGGCGAACAAGACGGGAGGUGGAUGGUACACUAAAGGUGGAGUGUGUGAUGGAAGAAGUUGAGAUCCGCAGGAAUGUUAAGCACCUCAUCAUGAAACAGUCCAAAGCAGCUGACCAUUGUCAGACUAAUGGUGGUUCCCUCUCGAGGCCUUUCAAAAAGCGUUUUGGCAGCAAAAUUCUUCUGGAUGAUGAGGGCCCAGAGUCUGACCAGGAUUAUUUUGGGGGCCAUGAUCUCAUCGACCUCAUCAACAGCCCUCACAGUCGCCAUGAUGGAUGGACGAAGAGCCGUGAGAGUCCUAUGUUGGGUUUGAAUGGAGACUCACCCCCUGUCACACGCAGUCUGGUCCUCCUGUCAGACGGCGAUGAGUCGGAUGCAGCACGCUCGGACGCCGAGUCAGCCGAGAUCAUCCUCGGCUCAGAGAAUGAUGACGACGAACGCUUGAACCUGAGCGUGUCGCAGUAUUCAGGCCCCGACGUGUCUCCUGAGCUGUCUACCACUCCUUUGUCCUUAAUUCUGUCCCUCUCUAAGAGUCAAGAGCCAUCCGCGAGCAGCGGAGCUGAGGCUAGCUUGAAGUUUAUGAGCGGUUCUAGAAGUGAAAACUCUGUCCUCCUCACUGGUCGUAGAAAAGAGCCGCCAAUUGCGAUUGGCAGCGAAGAUGAGGACUUUGUAGACGGGAAUGUAAGUGACUCCUGCUGCUCCAUCGCCUCAGGCCCCAGCAAGCUGUGGCAGCCUGCGCCCCAGGGGCCGUGCUCCAGCUGCCUGGCGCUCUGCGUGAGGAUGAAGAGGCUCACCAACUGGACGAAGAGCAGGGUGAAAGAUCCAGCCUGUUUAUGCUACGACCAAUGGUUGCUGCUGAAACCGUGGCGACCUCGAGGCGUGCGCGGCCUUCGCAGAGUUAGAGGGAAGUUGUUUGAACAUCUUCCUCGGAUCUGGCAGCAUGCAAAAGUCCGAGUUGAGCAAGACCUUGAUGGUGAAUGGGAGGCCUGUACAAGACCUCAUGUAUUUCUGCGAAGAAACUUUCGACAGUGCCAGAGAUCUCAGUCAAAACCCCUCAACCACACAAAGGUCAGGAAUAAGGCGGGCUCAAGACGGGCUCGAAGGUCAAAAGACGCCUGGCCCCCAGUUGGCCAAAACGUGAAGCAGAGGAAGAAGAAGAGGAACAAGAGCAUGGAGGACUCAGCGAAGACGAAGAAGAAAAAGACGAGUGCGGGAGAGGAGCAGAGGAGCAGAGGGAGACGUGAGGAGACGAGCGGGACGGAGGAGCAGCGCAGAGACGGCCAGGCGCCGGGAGACGAGCACGCGAGCCACAAUGACGUCACCGCAGACUGCAGCACAGCGGAGCGGGCAAACUCAAGUCCAGACAGACGGCAGGAUGUGAACGCUGACAUACAGACCAAUGGGUGCCCUGACGAGCACGGAAAUGUUAGAGCACCAAGCCCCUCAGAGUGGCCUGCAGAUGCUAAUGUAGGCAGCCCGUCACAUAGACACACAGACCCAUGCACGGGCAGCAGCCCAGGCAGCAGAGAAGACAGACCGGGAGACUUGAGGGCAGACAGGCACAGGGACGGACACCGAGAGAAACAACGUUCAAACCAGAGAUCUGUUGGGAAAGCAAACGCACAUGCUGGAGUGAAGGCAUUCAAGUGUGUUGUCGGUGGUGGUUCAGACAGAGAUGCGAGAAAGAGCGCAGACAGCGUAGAUAGGCCUACAGGCAGCGAUGUAGACGUUUGCCUCAAGAGAAAUGCAGAUGAUCAAGGCAGGCGUUUAAGCAAUGAGAGGAGGCAGGGAAAAAGUCCCCCUGGGGAUGCUUUAAGCAGGCAUUUGGGUGUGAAUCCAAACAUUCACCUGAACAGCCCCUCAAGUAUGAAUGGAGAUGAAGUCUUGGAUUAUUCAGAGGGGCACUUGGACAUAAAUGUAGAUGAUAGUUCAGAUGAACUUGAGGAUUCAAGUACAGACAAGGGCCUCACCCGCAGAGCUCUCUUGUUUGAAGACACCCCCACAUUGCCUUUGACUAGUGUGUCCACCCCAACCCCAGCGGUGGGGUCAGUGCGAACUCGGAGACACACUCUGAACAAGGACCCGUAUGCGUUCCGCACCCCAACACCUCCCGGAAUUGAGGGCUCCGAGGUACUCAGGAAGCCCCGUCCCUUCGCCCGCACCUAUGAAAGCGCGGGGGCUCGAAACGACAGCUUCAAGUCCAUGUUGUGCAUGUUGGAUAAGAUGCACAGUGCUGUUGUCAGUGAAACUGUUUCGUGAGUGCCAUACUACAGACAAGUCGGCACAGCCAAACAAAUUACACACCCUCAUGGGUUCUUCAGACCAGUAUAUAUGUUACAUAGUUCUUUGCACUUUGGUUGUAUGGAGAAAAAAUGUUCACUGAAUCCUAUUGUGUUAAUGUUAAUGUGUUAAAUUGUUUAUAAUUAAGUUAUUAAGUUAUUUUUCCUUUGGUGACACAUCUGCUUAACCAGUUUCUGAUUGGCUGUCAGACCUGACUUAAUAAAGCAGAUUGGUUAAAUGCAGAA